Molecule: messenger RNA, 8310 nt
Organism: Paramecium tetraurelia
Lineage: Eukaryota; Ciliophora; Oligohymenophorea; Peniculida; Parameciidae
Exons: 7
Biological process (GO): calcium ion transport
Source: RefSeq, a predicted model, not a curated record
AUGGAUUAGAAUAUACAAUUGAUACAAGUAUGCUCAAAUGACGAGAUCCUUAUUUAAUGCAGUGACUUGUUCCUGAGUUCGGAUGGAUUUUAUCCCCCUUUCAUAAAAAUGAAAUCUCAAUUGCAAAUAGAAAAUAUGAUAUUUCAUAUCUUUCCAGUUUAAUUUGAUAACGACGACAUCCAGAAACUCAAUCAAUAGGAAUAUAUACAAUACUCACAAGAUAUAGUAAUACAAUUAGCUAAAUCUAAUAAAUUUAUUUGUGUUAUUGUGCAUAAUGACAAAUAUAUACUCUCCUUAACUAAUAAUAUUGAUAGAACAACACUUUUCAGAAUAUAGCCUUGUUAUAAAUCUUAAAUUUAAAAUUCCAAUAAAGUUUCAUUUGAUGAUGAUAUAUUUUUGAUGUAUUCUCCUGAAAAUAUUACAUUGUAAACUCUAGAAUAAUAAUCAGAUCUAUUUGUAAAUGUGAACGAGAAUGUGAAACAAACUUCCGAUUUUAUAAUCUCAACAACCAAAUAAACCACAUUCUAAUUGAAAAAGCAUCUCAAAGAUAAUUAAUCUACUUCAUUUUGCUAUGGCAGCCUAAUUAAAAUUAAAUAAAUCGAAAGAGACUCUUAUUUAGAGUUGACUACCAAUGAAAAUAUUCAAUAGAAUCCUCAAAACAACAACUUACAUAUGACAGAUGUGCAAACUCAAUAUUAGCGAAUUUACUCAAAAAAUAAGACAAUCUUUUGGAGAUCGGGUGAAAGAAAUUAAUAAAAUAUAGAUUUAUUAAUCUAUGAUAUAUGGAGACUGUAUCAUCCUUAAAAGAUCAAUUAAUAGAUCAAAUAAGGAGAUUAAUUUUAUCUAUAAAAUUUGUCUGGCAAUUUCUAUUUGAAUGGAGAUUAGAUUUGCUAGAAUUAUUAAGAGGCUUCCCUCUUUUCAUUAAUUGAAGAAGAGAGCAUCAAUAACAAACUCUUUUACAUUCUUUGGAAUAAUCAAUAUUUGAGUUAUAAAAUUAUUAAUGAAAAUAAUUUUAAUUAGAUUCAGGAUAAACAAUUGGUCGAAUACAAAUCAAAAAAAUCUAAAUUAGACUUAUUACAAUUUGAUCUCAUUUCAAAUGUGGAUUUCGUCCACUAAAAUUGGUUAGACAAUAUAGUUCAUUUGAUUUAUCAAAUAAACCUUAAAUAUUAGUUGCACUACGAUGAUAUCAAUUCAUUUAUCAAGAAUUAAUCAAUUAAUGAUGGAAAAUUUGAUGAACUCUUCUUUGAAUUAUAGUAAUUGGAAAUUGUAUUGAAUGAUCUUACUAUAUUCUGUGUUGCCGAUGAGGAGAAACCAAAAAUAAUAGAUAAAAAUGCAAUUUAUUAUUUGAAGAUGAAUCAAUAUAAUUAGGAUUUACUAAGAAAAAAGGUUAUUGUUUAAUCCCUCAUUGAGUUUAUUGAAAUUGUGAAAUGGUCAUAUGAUUACACCUAAAUUAUUGAGUAAAAUAAAAUCGAAUCCAACAAUGAUAUACCAAUAUAAGAGCAUAAUAUUCAAUUCUUAUUUCAAUUAAAUACUAUUCUUAACUAAACAUUCCUUUUUUUUGAAGCCUUUAGUUCAAACAAUGAUUAUAACAGUCAAAUAAUAUUUUUAGCCUACUUUAAAUUAAAACAAUAUUUAGGAUACAAUGUUGGAGCAUUUUAUUGUUUGAUUAGACUAUUUGAGAACAAUUCAAAUCUAAUACCUGUUGCAGGUAUAAUGCCUUUUAUUGGAGAAUCUGAAAAGGAGUUUGAUUUGUCGUUAAUCAAACGCUCCACAAGAAUCAACACCAUCUUAACUAAACAAUAAAAUUAAACAAAAUCUUAAACAUUAAUUGAUGAGAUUUUUGAAAGAGCAAAUUAUUGUCUCUAAAUCCUAAAUAAAAGAUUCUGGGGUAAUAUAAUGAAGAUAUUAAGUGUUCUAUGCUUACAAAAUGAUAAAGCAUGCUUCAAUAAUUAGAUUAAUAUAGGUAAGCAUAUUAUCAAAGGGCCAAAAAUACUAUUAUAAAUUUUUAUUAAGGAAGAUAAUCUAAUAUAUGUUUAAAUAGAUGAUAAAUUGUAUGAGUUGAACGAAAUUUAUGUUUAGAACAGCAAGGCUAAUAAAGAUUUCAUGAAGGACAUCAUAGAAUGCAAGAAUUUCUUAGACUCCCAGUUAAAUCUCAUAGGCUUGUUAUGUUAGGAAAGGAAUUAUGAGAACAUUUAGUUUUAUAGGACGAAGCUACCAUAAAAGACACUAAUCAAUUAUAUCAGUUAUUCAGGAAAUGCUGAAUCAUUAAGAUGCAGAUUAAUUAUCAUUUUAAUGAAUCUAUAUGUUGAUUGUUAUCCAUAUCAACCUAAGUAAAUUCCUAAACUUAUAUUCAAUCUAAAUAAAUUAUAUGGUUCGGUUCAAUAAUCUAAUGGAUUUAAUGCUGAGGCCUCAUCUUUAGAAUUGUAGGAAUUUUAGAAGUAGUCUUUUCAUAAAUAAUUAACAAGAUAAUUUACAAUAAAUGACACCAAAGCUAUUGAAAAAUUGCUUACUAUUACUUAAGAAUUAGUUAAACUUAAUUUAAUCUAGUAGAAUUAAAUCAAUCUCAGUUUAAGUGUUUGUAAAAUCUUAUAGAUGUUUUACAAAUUGUAUACUUUCAAUCUCCCAUAAAAUAAAGAAUUUCAUGAAAAAUACUUUGAUGUUAAUUUAUUAAUAUAAGCCUAUACCUUAUUGCCGUAAUCAUUAGAAUAAAAUCAACCUUUAUAAGAAUAAGUUCAACAGUUCCAACAAUUUUAAGAAUAAAAGGAAAUAUUUAAUUAGAUGUCCAUAAUUUUAAUUGAUUUCUUACAACUCUAUUUUAAACAAAAGGAAACUAAAAUUUUAACUUCGAUUAUUAAAACAUCAUAAUAAUUUGAUUAUCUUGAUUUUUCAUAGUAAUAUAAUUACAGUCGCUAUGAAAAGAUCAAAGAGAACACAUUUCUUUUAUUGAAACAUAAGUAAUCAUAAACUGAAACAUAAUUAAAGGCUUUUAAUUUGACGGAAUCUCUAUAUUAACCCAAAAGGAAUAUUAUUAAACGCCUGUAAAAAUGCCUAUUUUUGGAAAACUAAGAAGAAGUGUUAAAAUAUUAAUUUAUAAAGUCUAUGAUUUUGCAAUUGAAAGAAUUAGAAAGUGCUGAUGAAAAGUAGUAAUUAUAUCAAAAUUGCAUCAAUUCCUUAAUAAAUUUAAAUCAAUUGUUAAAAAAAGCAGAAAAUUUAUUAUUGCUAUAAAAGAUUUUGAGAAUUUUGAAUGUAGAUUUUAUACUUUUGGAUUUUCUGGAAAGUUAUUAAUAAAUUUGUUAAGUAAUUACCCAAAAAUUCAAUAAAAGCAACAAUGACAACAGAUACAUUUUAGAAAUUAACAACGAAGAGGAGUCAAUACUGCAAUUUUGCACAUAAUCAUUCAUAAUUUUAAAGUAUUAAUGUAAUGGGAAUAAUUAUAAUAAACAAAGAAUUCUAAGCAAAUUUAAUCAGUUCGAUGAAUUUUUGAAAUGCAUAGAUUUAGGACAAUAUGAUUUACUUUAAGAAAUCUAUUCUGAAUCAUAUGAGAAUAUUGAGUCAGCAAGUAGUAGGAUUAUUUACCUGCUCUUGGAUAAUUUGAACUUUGGUUCCUUGAAAGUGUUGGAAUCAUUAGUCAUUUAAUAAAAUAUAUCCAGCAGUAAGAAUCUGUUCGAAAUCAUAUAAUAAAUUUAAAAUAGUAAGAAACUUAAAUAAUAACUUGGAUUUUAAGAUAAUCCACUAGAUAAGAUCCUUUCAUAGAACAAAUUUUAAACAUUUUAGAAGUAAUUUUUAAUUGGAAAUAUGCCAUACACUUUUUAAAUAUAAGGUAUUCAAUUUGUAUUGUAUUUACUCAAAUAUUCCAACCCUUAAGGUUGUAAAGUGUUGGCUGAUUCAUUCCCUUUGCAGUAGGUUAUUAAAUAUUGCACUUAAUUAAAGGAUAUAUUCAAACCUAAAUUCGAAGAUUUAAAUUUAGCAAUCUUGAAUACAAUUUUAAAAACUUAGCUCAUUAAACUAUUUAAUGUGCUUUUAAAUUAUAAAGAAAUCAUCAAGUAUGAUGAUGAAAUUCAAUAAACUAUUGUUUUAUUCAUAGAUAAGGAAACUAAGGUAUUUGAAAGCAAAGUAGUUGUGUUAGAUCCUAAAAUGAAAUCUACAAAUGAAGCACAAAAAAUAUAUGAUUACAUUGAUUCCAAUUUUAAAUUCAAAAUACAAAAAUAGUAAAAAGAAAAUUAGUAAUUGUUUUAAUAAAUUCAAUCUGGAUCAGAGAAUGACAGUGAUGAUAGUGACUCAAAGGAGGAUGAGUAAUUAUCAGAAUGUUAAAAGUAAAUGGCAUGCUUUUCAUUAUAACAUAAUUUUAAUUGCCUCUAUUUUAAUGAUUAUGCUAUGCUAUUAUUGAAUGUUUUUCUGAACUUGGCUCAAUUAAUAUAAGAAUAAAUUGAGAAUUUUGAAGAGUCAAAAUCUAAACCUGGGAGCAGGGCAUCUUCAACUUUGGCAAGACAAAUGAGUUUAUCGUAAGCAUUUGCUGAGAGUAUUGCCAAUGACAUGAAUCAAAGUGUGAAAUUGAAACCAUUUCAUAAUUUGAAAGUCAAAAUUGAUUUAUUUUUGAAAUAAAUAGAGGAAUAUUUAAAAGCUAAUUUAACGAAAUGGGAAAUUAUAGAAAAUGGACACUUUUUAAUAGAAAAAUCAUAAUAAUUGAAAAUACUAUUUUUAAGAAAAUUGGAAUUUCAAAAUUGCAAUCUUGAUUAAAUUGAGCAACAAAAAAAGGAUCAAGUUGUUGAUCCAUACUGUUCACCAAUUUAUUGUAAUGAUAAUAGAAUUCAUGAGUUGAAUUUAUUGAAGAACAAGUCUGAAAACAAAUUUAUUGACAAAUAAAUUAAUAGUUUUUUUAUAAAUGAAUAAAUCUUGGCAAUAGAAAAUUUUGAUAUGUACUUUUAAAUCUACAAAUAAUAAUUAUUUAUGAAUGAGGAUUUCGAAAUAAUAAGUGAAAAUUUCUCAAAGCCUAUUGUACCUUUGAUUAAUUGUUUUUCAUCCAGUAUGAACAAUUUAAACAAGAAUUUUAAGUCUGCCAAAAAGAUAUUAAAGUUUUUAUGGCACAUGCUGGACAUCCACACCUAUAUUAGAGAUGAUUAUAUUUAGACAGUUAAGGUGUAUGAGUUGAAUAAAAAGGGAAAGUAUCAUUCUAAGAGUGAAUAGAUUCUACAAAUAAAAGCAAUAAAAGCUUUUCAGAAUUUACUUGUGAACUAAGGGUUCUUUGAAAUCUUUUUGUAAUUUUGUAAUUCAUAUGAUAAAAUAAAGAUUGUGCAAUAAUCAGAAUUGUUUUUAUUGAAUAAGAAAAAGAAAGAGAAAUUAUUAUAUCAAUUUUUAUUAACUUCAAUAAGAUUAGUCAGAGGAAUUGAAUCUGCGAAUUAAUUUGCUUAAUAAAAACUAAUGCAAGAGAUCCUGAAAACUAAAAGCAAUUACAUGUUAAAAAUAUUUACUAGCAUUUUUGAAAGAUAUCAAUAGUAAGAUGAAACAUUAAAAUUGCGAUCUUUAAUCUAACAUGAUAUUAAUCGAGUGUAUUUGGCAUAUGAAUUCAAUGAAAAUCAUAGAUUAGAGUAGAAAAAGAAUGCGAUGAAAUUGGGUAUUUUGUAGGUUCAAAUGAAAUUGAUUUAACUAUUAGCUGAGGAUCAUUAUAGACCAUUCUAAGAUUUCUUUAGAGAAUAAAUUGGAUUUGCUUAGAAUUAUGAUAUCAUUUAACAUCUGAUGAACAUUUUGUUGAAUUUCUUCAAUUAAGAAUCCUUUUAUGCCUUAAGUCAGGAUGAUUACAUUUUGAUUUUAAAUUGUUUUGAUUGUCUUAAAGAAAAUAUCUAAGGGCCUUGUCCUUAAAACUAAGAAAAGUUAUGUUAACCUUAGUUUUUAAGGUUAUGUGGUAAACUAUUGGGAUUUGAUGAUUCUUAAAUUAAGUUCUUGAAUCUCUAUCAAAGAUUCAGUAAAAUUGAUUAAGCUUUAUUGAAUUAGGAUAAAGAACGAUCAAGACUGUAAACUUAAGAACAAGUCAGAAAGAUUAAUAAUCUUCAAGAUAAAACAAUCAUUUAGUAAUAGAUUAUUUAGUAUUAUAUCUAAUGUCCAAUCUAUUGUAAAUAAUUAGUCACAUCAUUUAGAAAAAGCAAUUCACUGAACUACAAAUUGUUUAUGCUAUCUGAAAUCAAAUACAGAUGUGCAACAACAUUGGAAUCAUUGACUGAUAAUGAGUAAAAUGAAUCAGAUAUUUUAAAGAGAAUUUCAAUGAUUAUCAAUGAGAAGAUACUGAUUCGUAAUAUAACAAUUUAAUAUGAGAAAUACAAAAUCUUGCAUGGUUCUGGUAAAAAUUACACAAACCUUGUGUUUUCUCACUUGUUAGGGGAAGAUGCAAAGAAUAUUGAAUAGGAGAAGGAGAGAAAGAAGAAUAUAUAAAGACGAAAAGUGUAAAUAAAGGAUAGCAAUACUUAUUGGUAUUAGGUAGAAUAGGAAGUGACAGUGGAAUCAGCUGUAAAAGACUUUUGGGACUCCUUUAUAAUAGAGACGGGAUUCUCCUUAUUUAAUCUUUUAGCCCAAGUAUAUUAGAUGAAGGAUUAAGAUGUACAAUACGAAAACUUAGAAAAAGAAAUAUAAAUCUAUAGUCUUUUAUAAUCUCUACAAAGCAAUAUUUUAGGCUUCGCAAUUAACAAAGUAUUUAAGUUGUUAUUAUUAUUUAGAAAUAUAAGGCAGCUGUAAUAAAGUGCACAACUUAGUGACAAAAUUUUUAAUCCUUACAAGUUAAAGAAAGCAUCAGGUGAAUAGGAGGCUCAAUAGAAGAAAUUAGGUUAUAGAGCUUUAAGGUUCUUUGCAACGAGAACAGGAUCUAUUGAAAUACUGUUACCAUCGAAAUAACUAAAAAAAGUGAUGUUUCCAUUGGUUCCUCAUUGUUUUGCUCUCAACAAUGUAAUUAAAGAGAAAUUUGCUUCCGAUAUUGAUAGAUUAUCUUAAUAGAGGAAGGUUGAAUCAGUUUUGUCGAAUUCUUCUCAUAUAAUUUAGAAAUUAAAAACUGAAUAUAAAUUUUAAGCCUUAUACAAAAAGAAUUUUGUGAUAAAUUUAAACUAUGGAAAUAAAUAUAUAUUUUUAGUAAUAGUGUUAGAAAAUCUAAUGAUCCUAUUCUCAAGUGAUUCUAAUUUAGAGAAGAUAUUCGGAGAUAUUUUGUUUGGAUUAACAAUUACAUAAAUAAUUUUGUAAUUCCUAUGUUUUUUUAUCUUUAUAGUGAAAAAAUUGCCAUAUUUAAGAAUAAAAUCAUAAGAGAUUGUGUUUGAAAAGCAAAUAAAUAGAAUUAGAAUGAGAGAGAUUAAAUAUAAAUAUUUGGAUAAUUCUCAAAGCAUAGUACUUCAAGAGGAUUUUGUUUUAGAGAAGACUGACUCAUUCUUAUUGGAAUAGAACAAAUGGCGGAGACUCUAUUUUAAUAUAACAGAUUACUUAACAUUAUAUAAGUGCAUCCUGUUGGAUUAUGAGAUGAUCUACUUCUUAAUUUUUACAACCCUAGCCUUUAUUGGACUGUAUGUGAAUAUAGUUUUGGCAUUGUUGCUAUUGGACGUGUUUUGGAGAUUCCCAACGUUGACAUCAAUUGUGAAUGCAAUUUGGAGACCUAGUGGAUCAAUCUUAUUGGUACUCUCUUUGUACAUAAUAAUGUAAUACUAUUAUUCUCUAAUCGUUUAUCAUUAUUAUGCAGAUCAAUACACACCAUAUUGUGAAAACUUGCUCUAAUGUUUCUCUUUCAUAUUAGAUGUCACAUUCAAGACAGAUGGUGGUUCUGUUGGUUUUGUUUCCUCUAGUGAUGUGUAUGCAGACGAGAACUACAGAUACAGCAUCCUGAAUUUUUGGGAAUUCGUUUAUGUCUUCGUUGUAAUUAGUUUGUUAUACUCUAUAAUUACUGGUAUCAUCAUAGAUUCAUUUGGUGUGUUGAGAGAUGAGGCUGAAGAACUGGAUAAUGAUAUCAAAGGAUUUUGCUUGAUUUGUGGGAUAGAUAGAGGGACUUUGGAGAAGAAGGCGAAACACAAGAAGGGAUUUAGAUUUCACGUUAAAUAUGAGCAUUGCGUUUGGAAUUACAUCUUUUACAUUUCCUAUUUGGAGGAUAAAAAGAAAUCAGAUUAUAACGGAAUUGAAAGUUAUGUAGAUUCAGAUUUGAAACGAGAGAGUAUCAAUUGGUUCCCCAUUAAUAAGUCACUUUCCAUACCUGAUGAAGAGGAGGAGCAGGAGGAACUGUCGAAUUUUAAACAGACAAUAGAUGAUAGAUUAAUAGAAAUUUAUAACAAAAUUGAUUAACUUAAAGGUUGA